UCACUGCCGGAGUUGGAGGAGUUCAUGAUUACACUUUUAUCCGAUCUGUACCUUUGGGAGCAACUUGCCGGCAGAGCUCCGCACGGGGGAAUGCACUUUAACAACGACACCUGCAUCCGUAAACAAGCCAACAAGAACAACACCGUUGUGUCAGCAUGGCGGACUUAAAUGUUUCCAGUCUUUCGUCAAACCCUAGGCCGUCUGUUGGGGCUUGUUCAACCGAAAAUUCUCCUGUUUUUGGAAAAGCCCCGUCCCAGGUGACCGUGAAAAGACAAGCCGUGAAGAGACACCACCACAAACACAACCUGAAACACAGGUACGAGUUUCUGGAGACCCUGGGGAAAGGAACCUACGGCAAAGUGAAGAAAGCCAAGGAAAGAUCCGGGAGACUGGUUGCCAUAAAGUCGAUCAGAAAGGAGAAGAUCAAAGAUGAGCAAGACCUGGUUCACAUUCGCAGAGAAAUUGAGAUCAUGUCCUCACUCUGCCACCCGCACAUCAUCACCAUAUAUGAAGUAUUUGAGAACAAAGACAAAAUUGUGAUAGUGAUGGAGUAUGCCAGCCGGGGAGACCUGUACGACUACAUCUGUGACAAGAGGAGCAUCUCUGAGCGGGACACCAGGAGCUUCUUCAGACAGAUUGUAUCUGCUGUGCACUACUGCCAUCAGAAUGGAAUAGUACACCGAGACCUGAAACUGGAGAAUAUUUUACUAGAUGGCAACGGCAACGUGAAGAUUGCAGACUUUGGCCUGUCCAACCUCUACCAGCGUGAUGAGUUUCUCCAGACCUUCUGCGGCAGCCCUCUGUACGCCUCCCCGGAGAUCGUCAAUGGACGGCCUUACCGUGGGCCGGAGGUGGACACCUGGUCUCUUGGUGUGCUGUUGUACACGAUGGUUCACGGCACCAUGCCAUUUGAUGGAAACAACCACAAGGCAUUGGUCCAACAGAUCAGCACUGGAAACUAUCGUAAACCCACCAACCCCUCUGAUGCAUGUGGGCUUAUACGUUGGAUGCUAAUGGUAAAUCCCGAGCGCAGGGCCACAAUAGAGGAGAUUGCAGGACACUGGUGGCUUAACUGGGGCUACCAGCAGCCAUUACUGGCCGAAACAAAAAGCAGUCCACUAGAGCAGACCCCUUCACCAGCCUCCCCCUCCACAUCACACCCUGCUGGGCUGGCUAGCAUUGCUAGUUGGCUGCGCCGUACAUCAAGACCUUUGCUGGAGAAUGGCUCCAAGAUGCGCUGCCUGCUCCGUUCGCCGGGCGGGGAUGUAGUCCGGCAGCGCUCUCUGCGAAGGUCACGAAAAGAAAACAAUGUCUCCCAGAGCAUUCAUGAAGUAAGCACAGACAGUCGCCCCUAUAAGGGUAUUUUAAAGAGGCGCAACAGUGUGAAACAGAAGGCCCUGAGUGAAGCCCCUGCUGUAAGUCCAGUGGAGCCUCAGAAAAUGUUGGGUGAUGCUACAGCGGCUAAUGCUCCUUCGGCUAAUGCUCCUUCGGCUACACUGCUGCCCCGCAAAGGUAUCCUAAAGAAGCCCACCGAGCACGAGUCCGGGUACUACUCCUCCUCUCCUGACAACAGUGAUUCUGGCUGGGCACCACAAACUAAAGAGUGCCCUUCAGCACCAACCCAUAAGAAAGGCAUUUUGAAGCGCAAUGGAAAGUUCUCCUCCGGCAGGCUGCAGGAGUUUGGCUCUCUGGACCAGCUGGCAGCUUCUUUACCGUGCACAGGCGCCAGGUCGAGGCCGAGUGGCGCCAUCAGCGAGGACAGCAUUCUGUCUUCUGAGUCCUUUGACCAGCUGGAUCUGCCAGACCAUGUACGACAUCCAGCACAAGUGGAAACACCAGCCAAGCCUAGCUUGAGAGGAUGUGUGUCUGCUGACAACCUGCUGGAUAUCAAAGAAGACAGGAUGCUGGGGGCCGGGCCACUGAGGUCCUGGAACUGCUACGAGGCUGGAGUGGCUGACAGUGCCUUUUCCAUCACAGACUGCGAUAAUGUUACAGAGGCUUACAAGCAGGCCGUGGUUACACGAGGCUCUGCAGCAAGCUGAAGUCCAGUUAUUAUUGAAGAACACUGACUAAAGACUUGUUUUUCAGAAGUUUUGACGAACAGCUAACUACUGAAUACUCAAAAGCCAAAGUGCAUUAAGCGAAAUCACUAGUAAAUGUUAGUAAUAAUGAUCAGCUAACUUCAGGGAUUUGCACAGUACCAAAAACACAAGAGGUUUCUUGUUAAACAUCCAAUUGUAUUGUAUGGUGAUUGGGGCCUGUAAUUUGAGUAAAACAGGCUAUAAAUAACCAGAUGGCACAGUAUUUUUAUAAGAAUGAUGCUGCAGUUAAACAUUUCCAUUUCAAAGAACCUCAGUGAAAGAAGCUGAUGUGGGUCAAAAACUCUGGUCUACUACGUCAAAAACAGUGUGUUAAACACUUUGCUCAGUGACAAUUGACAAAAAAACUGACUAACAGUCAGCGGUUAUUUGAAUAUUGCUUAAGCCACAGAGUAAGUGUAUUUUAUUCUCCACAGGACAGUUUGAUAAAGUGUUUACAAUUUAACAGCUGAUAAUCCGUGAACCUUCACUCUUUUUUUAAGCAAUAAUGACUAGAUGUAAUGCUAGGAUGGGUAUUUUACAGCUUUAACUGAGCUUUGGGUAUGAGGAAAAUGACAUUUCAUGGAUACCAAAGAUGAAAUUUGCUGUCAUUGGACUUUUUUUGUUUGUCUUUAUUCAAAGCAAUAUAAAAAAGUUCCAAGAGGAACAUUUGUUUGUAACAGGGACUUCAGCUCUCAAAGAGCAUUUCUUUUCAAUUGUUGUUUUUUUUCUUCUUGAAAUUACUUGUUUCGAGUUUGGAUAAUACUUGAAUGAUAAUCAUGACGCAUAUGACUCACAUUGAGCAUAACCAGUUGAACCUGCUUUUGGCUCCUGAGCACAACAGCACAGGUCAUUCACUCUGUGUGCAGGUGGCAGUUUCACAGGAAAGGUGGGGCUUACGUAAGUUUUUUUGAAAGUUUUGCAGGUCACAAGUUGAAAUUCUGAAAAUGGUGCCCCAGCUCUCUCCUCUAGGUUGUGUACAAUGUAUAGCCCUUCAACUGAAUGUACAAGAUCAGUCAUGGAGCUCAGGUGUAUGCAUUUUAAUUUAAAUAUCUUGACACGAGCGGUGGUACAGUAUUUCACAAAGCCGGAUUAGAAGUGUGUCCUUAAACUAAUAAAGCAUUAUGUUUCCAAAUGUACAAUUGUAAAAUUGUGAUUUAUAAAUGCUGAUAAGGAUCAUUAAGUUUGACACGUUAUCUGGUUCCAACUCCUGCUUUAUGAAUGGCCUCCUGGUAAUCAGGGAAAAAGGGAUUCUUUCUUUCUGUAUGAAAUGUCACGCUGCAGUUGCUUAAUUGGAUUGGCCUGCUGGGAUUAAAUUAGAACAUAAACCCAGGCCUGGAACAUUUCCGCACUAUCCCCCCAUGGAAACCUGAUGCAUACAAUGUAUUUAUCAGCUAUAAUUGAAGUAUUAAGUUAUUGUAUAAUAAGUUGCAGUACCCAGAUGCUGCAAAGCCAUGCUUUUGUUAAGGAACUGGAAUGGUAAAAUGUGUAUAUUUUCAGUUAUUUAUGGUUAUUUCUUUGCCAAAAUAAGAAUCUGAUCAGGAAUGUAAAGCCUAUACAAAUGUAAACUGCCUUAUUUCAACUGGAAGUUAUUGUCAUUCAUUUCUAUUGUCACAGAAAUCGGAAUAUUUUAUUCUUGAUGUGUGACACAGAGGAAGACGGGUCUAAAAUGGUAUCUUUCAUUUUUUUUGUACAAUAUAUAAAGUGCGUUUGGGCAUUUCAUUACUGUUUAUCUUUCCCCCUUGACCCAGAAGUUGCAGGUUCUGUUAAUAUUAUUUUCUUUAACAGCAACAAACCCUGUUUGCCAAAGUUACUGGGCUUAUCGUUUAUAUGACCGUGUGAUAUGCCAUGCUGUUAUGCCUGGGAUGAGGAAAUCAAUAAAAAAAAAUUGAGAACUUGAA
This is a messenger RNA of Gymnodraco acuticeps, 3979 nucleotides long. It is a transcript of the gene nuak2, whose product is annotated as NUAK family, SNF1-like kinase, 2. Gene Ontology annotation, cellular component: cytoplasm. The coding region runs from base 156 to 2042 and encodes 628 amino acids. Lineage: Eukaryota; Metazoa; Chordata; Actinopteri; Perciformes; Bathydraconidae. Gene Ontology annotation, molecular function: tau-protein kinase activity; ATP binding; protein serine/threonine kinase activity. Gene Ontology annotation, biological process: microtubule cytoskeleton organization; intracellular signal transduction; protein phosphorylation. The record is from RefSeq and is a predicted model, not a curated record. The transcript is spliced from 6 exons.